GAGAAGAACAAACAUACCAAUACGGUCGACGAACAGUGCGAAAUUCAAAAUCAAAACAGAGAAAAUUCAAAAGGAUUAUCCGAUAAUGAAAGUGCAGAUGAAUUUUUAGAACUGAAAAUCGAGGUUAAUCCCGAAAAGGUAGCAAAAAAAGAGACUAACAAAACUGCAACUUUUAUUCAGCCUGACUUAUUAUCUAGAAACGAACGACAUAGUAUUAGACAAUUUAAAACACGUUCUGGUAUCAACAAGCAAAAGAGUUUGCGGCAGAAAUUACUCAGAAAAUUGGGACCAAAAGUUUCACUGAGUAAUAGUACUCCGGAUUUAAACGCAGCCGUUGAAAACGAAAUAAACCAAGACAACAAUAUAUUGGAUUUAUCGCAUACGGAAGAAACAGAUUCCCCGACGCAUGAGAUAAAACUAAGGCGUAACACUGCUUUUAGGAACGAACUUAAACCGCCCAAAACUACUCAACUAACUCGGUGUCUUUCGGAAAGCGACCUAUUGGACGCCGAAGAAGAGGUUGACGGACGAAACAUGAGGACUUUCAAAAAUGUACGCAAACUUACACAAGACACAUUUAUGGAAACAUAUGGAGUUGUGCCGAGUAAAAGAAAUGGAAAAGUAACCGGCAAGAAACAAAAACGACAUUCCACAAUUCAGGAUAUAAAUAAGAACGAUCUUCCCGGAUUCACGCUUUACGUUGACGAGAACAAGUACCUAGAAGAUAUCACCGAUAAAAGACGACCAAGUUCAAGCGAAAGUAGUUCAGGCGAAAGCUCGUCAUACCAAGCUUCUAUUACAACAUCUGAACCACCGACGCCAUGUUCUGAUAUCCAGAAAGCAAAAUUGAGCAAAUCAAAAUCGGACAAUAUUCAUACAGUCAUCAGAAGACCAAAAAGUACCGGAUCGGAGGGCAGUGACGGACGACAUUCUGCGAAAGAGUCAUCUAGAAACAGCUGGAUAGCUUCACUCACACCACAUUUUGCGCGUAAAACUCACAAAGAAUCGUCUACGAUUUCGGCUUCAUCAAAAUCCUCUAGUGGUCAAGCUUCCAGAAAAGCGGUUUUUUGCCUUCCGGCGACGAACUUGACUUCUGCAGCACAUAGAGGUUAUUUGGAUAGAAGAAAUAAGAAAAAGCAAUGGGAUAGAUUUUGGUGCGUACUUCAAGAUUCUUGUCUGUACUGUUACAACUCUCCACAAUCAGAAUAUACAGAAGACGCCGUCGUUUUACGUGGUUAUGACGUCAUCGCCGACGUAACAAAUUUGAAUAGGACACGUUUUCCAUUUCGCCUUGAACGAAACGGGUCGCCAACUCUACAUUUCAGUUCGGACAACCACAGAGAUUUUUUACUUUGGGCUGGAACGCUGGAAAAAGAAACUAGCAAUGUACAGAUCGGUUCAACAGACAACGAGGUGCUGGUGAACAGUGUAAGAUCUACCACAAACUUUUUAAGGCCAGAUAGCAACCAGCAAACCGGAGAAGAAAACACCAAGCCUAAAACAGUUGAAAGCGUUACCAACAAGGCGCCAUUCGAAACUCAAAAAGAGAAUUUAUUAAGAGAAGUCCUUGCUCAUCAACACAAUUAUAUAGAAGAAGAGAAACUUCUGCAGAAGAAGAAUGUCAACGCACAAAUCUCAAUUCUUCCUUCCGCAACUCGAUUCUCAAAAGAUCAGGUGAACGAGAAAUAUAGUCGCGCAAAAGAAGAAGAGGAAUUAAAAAUGCUAAAAUGCCUCACCCAUUUAAACAAAAGAAGAAAUUCAGCCCAGCUUAAAGUUGACCAAAUCACAAAACAACUGGCUCCAAAAUCAGGUAGAAAGCGACGCGAAAAUCCUCAACAAUUUGCCGAAAUGGAAAACAAAUUGAAGGAAUUGCAAGAUCGUUUAGCCAUGGUCGAUAAAGAGAUCCAAGAAAAACAAGCAAUGAAACAGGACGUCAUUGAAAAAAUGCAGCAGCGUCGUGACUUGCAGCUUCUCAUUCUAGAGCAACAGGACAGUUUAGAUAUAAUACAUAGACAUCAAGCACAAAAGAAACGCACAGCAUUCGCUCAACAGACGCAAUCACAAGAAAGUAACGAAAGAUUAACUUCGAUUGACGAAAUGUCAACUAUUUCAGAUUGUUCCUCAACGUCGUCAAACUCUCUUCCCGACCAUCUAACUCUGCCUUUGGAAUCCAGAACGUCGUCUACGCCCCGACAAAGACGGGUUGGACGAGUAGAUAUAAACGAAGGCAAUACUGCACCUGCUCAUGAAGGCGACAGUGGAUUUCACCGAAGUUCCGAUAUGGACGAGCACGACGUUAGUACAGCGUUGAGCAAUGAUUUUAGAUCCAUUUCUACUUCGUCCGAAAACGAUGAAUCUUCGGACAAAAAAUCGUCACGCGUGCGCCAUCCAACAGAUCCUAACAGUAACAAAAGCGCUAGCAGUUUAGAAGAAGCCACAUCACCAACAAGAAAAGACGAAAUCGAUCCUUCAAUAUUAGCCGAUAUCGAAGAUUUUCAAUUAUUUUCAAGACAAAAAUUGGCGAAAAUAAACAACAACAAUAACUCCUGAUUUUCUGCAAUUUUAUUUUUUUUUCAAAUUUUUACAACCAAAUUUACAUUUACACACUUCCAAAAUCACAUUCAUAAAUAAACCGACAUCUUACAUGACAAGUACGAAUCUCUAAAAAUCAUUCCAUAAAUACUUUAAGUAUUAUGUUUAUACUGGUCAUAUACACUUUUUAAUAUAAUCAAAAAUACAAUUUUUCUUUCAUAAAACUGUAUGAAAAUUCAAUAAAGUUUAAAACUUACUUUUAAUUACGACAAAUCGCGACAAAUGUAUCUUUUAGCAUACACUGAAGACGUGGUGAUGUUAUUUGUAUCGACCACCAACGAUCAUACAUGACUAGAAAAUAAUUUUUUUUUUUUCAAUUUAUUCUAUCUACAUUUGCUUAUGUCAGCUGCUUCAAGUAUUUCUGGUUAAACCAAAUACUUUGCAAGUUUUUAAAAGCAUUUUAUCUGUAACCGUUAUUCGUUUUAUUUGAACCGAGUUUUAUGUUUAUGCAGUUCGAAACUACAUUUUAUUUUUAAUCUACACGCUUUAUUCUUUACUCCUAUGUUUUUGCAUUUUUAUUUCCCAUUUCUCUUCCUUUUGUAUUCUUUUGUUUUUAUUCAAAUUUUAAUAAAUUACAAUAACUA
This is a messenger RNA of Styela clava, 3176 nucleotides long. NCBI's taxonomy places the organism in Eukaryota, Metazoa, Chordata, Ascidiacea, Stolidobranchia, Styelidae. The record is from RefSeq and is a predicted model, not a curated record.